AAUGCGAACGCAUUUCCACAACGUACAUUCGAGUGGUUGCACUUACUCGUACAAAAGAUCAUUUUGUUUGUGUUGCAGGCGAUCGAGUCAUCAGCAUUAGAAGAAAACAAAAACCAAAAAGUGUCUAAGGAAAUCUAAGAAUGUUUACAAGAUGAAUAAAUUCGUGAAAAGUUUCUUUUUGGUUUGUGUUUUUAUAAUCUCAAUAAAUCCCAGUUUCAGUGAUGAGGAUGUAGUUCAAACACAUCUGUCUAGACAUGAACUGGAGCAGGGUGGUGUACAUGAUACAAGUGUGAGGAAAAGAUUAUUAGAAACUGCUGAUCAGGUUGAGGGUCGCAGUACAGCAGAUGCUGAGGAAAAUAAUGAUAAUUUGAGAAAACAUUCAAAGCCGUUGAGAAGUAUUUUCUUGGGCAUUUACAAAAACUACAAAAGUACAUAUUUGGGCAACAAAACCUUAACGGAAUACAAACAGAACUUAAGGGAGAAAAUGAAAAAUAAACAACAGCAGCAGGACUCUGACGUCGAUGUUAAAGACGAGGAUGCUGAUAGUAAUGGUGACGGUGUUGUCACUGAAUAUCCUGUUGACGAGGAAGAAGAAAUUAAAGAAACAACAACAGAAUUUGAGCCACCAUUAGCAGUAAAACAGGAAUCCAAACACAAACUUUCACAAAAUAGAAAAGUCAAAUUGAAUGUCACACAUAUUGAGAUCAACGAGCACCAAUACAAUGUGGGACCAGCUCUAAACUUGAGCCUAGAUAUGGAUAAUAAUAUAGUCAAAGUGAACUUGGAUGGUGAAAGUAUAAAAGAACUUGUAACAGGUCGUUGGCUAAAUGACAACACCGAAGAAGGUCGUGGCAAAAAAUAUGAUAUGGUGACACGAAUCUUACCACUAUUCAUUUUGCCAUUUCUGAUACAAUCUGCAAUCGUUCCGUUUUUGGUAACGAAACUGAAGUUAUUGCUUAUGAAAUCGAUAUUGGUAGGAAAGUUGGCAAUAUUUCUACUGAUUAUAUCAGCUUUCCGCAAUAGCAACAAACAAAUGCAGACAUAUGAAGUGGCACCUUCGUAUUGGGCUGGAGAACCAAGUCGAAGGUCCGAAUUGGUAGCAGCGGCAAGUAAUAUGGCUUAUAACGGUUAUCGGGUGGAGGGUAAACCGGCCGCAUGGGUCAAUUAAUGUAGACAUUAAAAAAUGAAAUACUUUAAAAAAAAUAAAUACAAAUAAAAUAAAA
This is a messenger RNA of Lucilia cuprina (Australian sheep blowfly), 1223 nucleotides long. RefSeq lists its product as uncharacterized. The transcript has 2 exons. NCBI's taxonomy places the organism in Eukaryota, Metazoa, Arthropoda, Insecta, Diptera, Calliphoridae. Bases 152 to 1168 code for a protein of 338 amino acids. The record is from RefSeq and is a predicted model, not a curated record.